AUGCCUCCGCUUAGUAAAAUUUGGUCUCAUUUUACAAAGCUUGGCCAUGAGGUCACUUAUAAACAAGAAAGUGCUCAAUGUAAUUAUUGUUCACAUAAAUUGCUUGCUGCCUCAUCACAAUCUGAGAAUCCUACUUCCUAUACUUCCUCUUCUUUUUCCUCUUCUUUAUCUCAAGCAACUCAUUUAGUUAACACCUCAAUUAUUAAUUCUAUUGAUAGAAUUUCUUCUGCAGAGCAACAAGAAUUUGAAAUUUUUAUUUGCAACCGUUAUUUUUGUUGUGGACUUCAUUUUUCAUUUUCUGAAUUAAAACCAAUUCAUGAUAUUUUUUAUUCAAUUAGACCAGCCUUAAAAUUAUCAACAAUUGAAUUAUAUGUGAUCGAAAA
This is a messenger RNA of Entrophospora candida, 383 nucleotides long. The record is from the annotation of a GenBank genome assembly. NCBI's taxonomy places the organism in Eukaryota, Fungi, Glomeromycota, Glomeromycetes, Entrophosporales, Entrophosporaceae.